AUGAGCUGUCCUCAUCUAAAUCAAGCUUUUAGAAAUGAAAAAACCCGGGAUGGAGUCUUGAAGACUUACAAUAUGAUCCGAUACAUCAUCGAGCAUAGCACAUUUAAAAAUCGUCAUCUUCUAUCGAUGCGAUGCUCUGAAUGCUAUGAAAUCAAUAACGGAUCGACUUUUAUGUGCUUACAGUGUGGGUGCUGCGGAUGCUGGAACUCUGGACAUUUUGCCAUGCAUAGCAAAAAAGUGGGACACAUUUUUGGCGUAAAUUCCAGCAACGGACUUUUAUUUUGUUUCAAGUGCAUGGACUUUGUGAGUGGGAAUGAAAUGCUCACUAAUUCCAUGCUCGUGAAAUACUGGGACGAUAUUUCGGUGAAGACUGCACCACCCAGCCUUCAUGGGAGAGAUGGUUUAUGUGGACUGGUUAACAUGGGUUCAACGUGCUUCAUGAGCACCAUUGUACAAACACUGGUUCACAAUCCAUACAUUCUCAAAAAUAGUCUAGAUCAACACCAUUUUGCACAUUGUGAUUCUGAGGAUAGUCUUUCCUGUUUUUCUUGCGCCAUGGAUACUGUUAUUACGAAUUUCUACGGUCCCUCGAACGACAGUUCUUUUCCCGCAAGUCAAAAAGGUUUCAUCGAAUUACUUCUAUGUUCUUGGAAGGCCAACAAAAAUUUAGCAGGAUACUCUCAACAGGAUGCACAUGAGUUCUUACAGUUUUUUUUGAAUCAGCUACAUUCGGACUACGUCAGAGUCAGCAAAAAGACAUCGAUAAAACCAGAAUUCUGUAAAUGUAUUGCGCAUUCAGCUUUUCAAGGUAUGUUGCGAAGCUCAAUCAUUUGCGCAGAUUGUCACGAUGGUAGUAACAUCAAGUUUGAUCCCAUGAUGGAUCUGUCCUUGGACAUAAACAACAAGACUACGUUAAUCGAAUGUCUGCAGAGCUUUCACGAGGGCGAAAAACUAACAGACUUCAAUCACAAAUGCCGUAACUGUGGAUCAACCCAAAACCCUAUCAAACAAAUGACCAUUUCCAAGCUACCACCAAUUUUGGUUCUCCAGUUAAAGCGGUUUGAGCACCGUAUGACAGGUACAAGCGUGAAGCUUAAUGACUUUGUCGAAUUUCCUGCAUAUCUUAACAUGACCCCUUACUGCCAUAAAGAUGAAUCCAAACAUGUUCCUGAAUUCGUUUACGAGUUGGUAGCGGUCAUCUCUCAGGAGGGUUCUGUAAAUCAAGGGCAUUACACAAGCAUGUGCAAAAUAACAGGAGGUCAAUGGUUCCGUUUCAACGACUCAAUGGUAACAAGUAUUUCGGAGGAGGAUGUGCUGCGUCAACAAGCAUACUUAAUUUUUUACGUCAUUCGCCAAAUCGGUUAA
Lachancea lanzarotensis is the source of this 1365-nucleotide messenger RNA. It is a transcript of the gene UBP8, whose product is annotated as LALA0S04e01046g1_1. Gene Ontology annotation, biological process: protein deubiquitination. Gene Ontology annotation, molecular function: zinc ion binding; cysteine-type deubiquitinase activity. Lineage: Eukaryota; Fungi; Ascomycota; Saccharomycetes; Saccharomycetales; Saccharomycetaceae. The transcript has a single exon. Bases 1 to 1365 code for a protein of 454 amino acids. The record is from RefSeq and is a predicted model, not a curated record.